This is a messenger RNA of Metarhizium album ARSEF 1941, 3444 nucleotides long. Its product is annotated as brct domain containing protein. Gene Ontology annotation, biological process: mitotic cell cycle. Lineage: Eukaryota; Fungi; Ascomycota; Sordariomycetes; Hypocreales; Clavicipitaceae. The record is from RefSeq and is a predicted model, not a curated record. Bases 1 to 3444 code for a protein of 1147 amino acids. The transcript is spliced from 2 exons.
AUGACGCGAGCUCGAGCAGCCGCCAAAGCAAGCCAGGCCGCUGUCAAGUCAACCAAGAUUGUUACCGCAGCUGCUAAAGCCCGAUCGCUUUCUAAAGCGACAGCAUGCACCAAAAGUACUGCUGCGAAGAGAAAGACCAGAUCUGAUGAGAAUGACGAAGGCGACGACGCGAUUGGAGUGUCUGUUGCCCAAAGGACCACGAGAACGGGACUCAGAAAGGCCACCGACGACGAAGAAAGCAGCACUGCGGCCGGCACGACUUCUUCAAUAAACGCAGUGGCGUGUAGAGGAGGCUCCAGAACAGCCACGGCGGAUCCAGCGAAUAAUCACGUUAGCUCAUCUCGACUUCGCGGCCGCCCAAGAAAGACUCCUCUCCAAGAGCCGCAACCAGUGGCCAAGAGAUCGACGCGAACUCGCGCUGGAACGGAUACCAAAACGACUCAAGAAGGAUCUAGAGUCACAGCGAAAAAAAGCGUAAAAUUUGAAGGAGCAGGGAAGGAAAAUCUCAGUCUCUCAUCAAAGGCCAAGGCUUCGAGCAGCAUUGGAGGCCUGCGAGGCCGGCCUACUCGACGUGGAGCUGCCACAAUGUCAAACUCGCAACCAAAGCCCUCUUCCCAAGCUUCCGAGGCCGGCACCAAGAAGCCGUUGAGUCCCAAGAAAGUGACCCAGAUGCCAGUCUCGCGGGACAGAGAAUGCUCAGAUGAUGAGCUGGCUGGAGAUGACCAACUAAGAGCUGUGAUAAGGAGCCCCGCCAAGCCGUCAAUACAUGCGCCCAUCAAUAAGAAAUCAUCUACCGCUACAUACCAACAGCAAGACAAUACAAUUACGCAUAUGGCAGAGGCCGUUGCGCCUUCUGAAGUAAGUAAUUUGGGAUCACCGCCAAGACGGCCACCUACAUCUCUUUCGAAGGAUUCGUUGAUAUCGCCGGCGAAAAGACCGGGUGGCAAAGUUCAAUUACUCGGAUCACUUUUGAAGCCCCGGGCUCUUCCCUCUGGGGACGAUCACGAUCAGAAUCAGUCUUCUCUCCUCCAGUCCCCUGCUAGGAGGCCUUCGUCGCCAAUCAAAGGCUUCAAGCUUCCGUCAAUGACGGCUGGGACGCCGCUUCACGGUCAGCUGUCUCUGAAAAGCUCACUGUUUCAAUCUCCAGCCAAGCGAGCCAUGCCUGGUUUGAGGCCGGUCAACGAGGAAUUAAACGGUAGGAAUGCCGCAUUAAACAGGACUCCCAGGAUGCAACCCAUCGUUGCUUCGAGCUCAAACGCCAGUAGUACUGGCUUGCCUUCGCAGCUCCUUCUCGCUGAAGAGCUUCAGAAUGGAGAGACUGGUAACAUCGGCUACGACCCUUUCACUAGCCAGCCUGACAGUGACCUGUUUCCAGGUCGAAUGUCUGCGGUACUGCCACGCCACGCUGACCUUCUGGUAAAGCAAGAUGAUACCGAGGGUGAAGAUCAUGAUGAAGAACUCUGCCUGACCGGCCGUCGCGCUUCAGACGAGUUCGCAGAGGCUGACAGCUAUGAAGCUAGUCGUGACGACCAGGCAGUCACAGAACCAAGUGACACUAGUAAUGAGAUCAGCGAAGAAGAUGCGAUGGCUCCAGGAGGGAAAGACGCGAGACAAUGCCACACGUCCGAGGCUCAGACCAAUAAUGUGGCCAUUGCAGUAACGCCAGCGACAAAACGAGGAACGAUGUUUCAGCUUCGAGGUAGUGUUCUUGAUGCGUGCCGCGAUUUUGCGUCCGAUUUUGAGUCUGAGGAUGAUUUGUCUCCCUUGAAGCAGCUCCCAGCACAGCAUAGUUGCUCGGAUCGUAUGUUUACGAAUAGGAGAGAAAGUACUCACACGGCUCAAAAGGACUCACGAAGGUCUACCCUUGGUUUGACGUCCUUGACUGAGAAGCUUGGUGCUUGGACAUCGACCAGUCCCACCAAAGUGGCCAUGGAUCACUUCUUUACCGCUCGAGAUAUACAGAACGACCAAUUUCCUUCGUCUACUGCAUCGCCGGAGGUGGCAUUGGAAGCAGGGACUUCGCCCACGAAGAGCAGAUUUUUUGAAGACGAAAUCCUGGUUCAUGCUGAGUUAGAGUCUCCUCGCCAGCAUCCUCAGUCAGAGGGAACUCCGGAUGAUGUUUGCAUGGAGGACAUUAUCAUGACAAAUGAGGAUAUUGCUCUUGCUGCAGAAGCUAAUAACAUGUCGCUCAUGCACCAGAAUGUGGAUGAUGGCCGCGAAAAUCAACAGGCAGAUGAAGCACUCUCAGAAGCUAGCCAGGAAUACGGCGAUGAGAACCAGUUUCCAGACGACACGGUUCUUCCUUCCAGAAGAUAUGUUGCGCCUGUCACACCUAUGCGGCCUUCACAGCAAAAGAGACCUUACUUUACGACGACUAAAGUCCCAUUGAAGCCAGCAGAUGAUUCGGAACCAAGCCCGUCUAAGAAACGGAGCUUUAGUGCGAAUAGUGCUGGUCAGGUGCCUCGGAGCGCCGCAGUUAUCUCAUGUUCUCCCACCCCAAAAGGAAAGAGACGCGCGUCCAUACUUCCUGCUCAUGAUUCUCUCUCAACCCCUGCCAAAGGGGAUCUGUGGCUAGGCGUCGGCACGCCUGGGAAAACCCCUUGUCGAGAUGUCAAACCAGGACUGCUUCGCGGUGCCGUGGUGUUUGUUGAUGUGCAUACUAUGGAAGGUGCAGAUGCCAGUGGCAUUUUCAUCGAGCUUUUGAGCCAAAUGGGCGCCAAAUGUGUCAAGACUUGGAACUGGACUCCCGGCAGCCCUCUCAACGUUGAAGGCGCAUCGUCAAGCAAAGUUGGGAUCACUCACGUUGUAUUCAAGGACGGCGGCAAACGCACCAUGGAGAAGGUUCGGGAAACCAACGGGAUCGUCCACUGCGUCGGCGUUAGCUGGGUUCUAGACUGCGAGCGUGAGAAUGAAUGGCUUGAAGAAUCUCCUUAUUAUAUUGACACGUCGUUCAUUCCUCGUGGAGGUGCUAGGCGUCGCAAAAGCAUGGAACCCAAAGCAAUUGCCAAUCUUAAUGGCACAAUAGUGUCUUGUCUGAAUCAACCGACAAAGGUCUCGAGUACACCUCGAAACCGAAGAGAAAGCACCAUGUGGAUACGCACGCCCUCUGAUCAGGGCGACUCGGAGGACGGGGACCUGGACUGGUCGUGCGCAUUGCUCACUCCCGUUCCCAAGACGCCGGCUCCCGAGGCAAUUGCAAAAUACGCAGCCGAGCUGCCCGAAACGCCAACUACGGAAGUCCCAUCAGGCAUCGCGUCGCCGUCGAGGCAAAGCUUUCUGACAAGAACUUGCCCUCCGAAAGAGGGCAAAUAUCGGGAGUUGGGAGAGGGGAUCCUGAGCCAUGGGAAGGACGAACAGGUAAUGUUGAGGCUCAUGGCAGCAAGACGCAAGAGCCUCCAGUUUGCGCCAAAAAUUGGCAGUCCACUGGCCAAGACCUGGGGGUAG